GCGCGCACGCGAUCGCGCACGCGUUUCACGUCACGAUGUCCGCCGCUUCCGUUUUCGUCCCCUCCGUCGCGUUCGCCGCGAAACCCUCCGCGAAGUUUCGCGCGAAAGUUCGCGGUCGCGCCGCUCCCGCGCGAUCGACGACGAUUCGCGCCGGAAUCUUCGGAAAGAAAGAUGCUGAUCCUCCGCACGAUCCCGACAACCCAGGUUUCGACACCCUCUGCUUGCACGCCGGGUACACCCCGAUCGGGGAUGAAGCGACGUACGGCUUAGGCCAAGGCGCUUCCCGCGGCGUGCCGCUUUACCGCACCGCGCCGUACCAGUUCAAGAACACGGAGCACGCGGCGAACCUCUUCGCGCUCAAGGAACUCGGCAACAUCUACUCCCGCCUCAUGAACCCGACGACGCACGUCCUCGAGUCUCGCGUCGCGCAGCUCGAGGGCGGCCACCCCCUCGCCGGCCUCGCGACGUCUUCCGGGACGGCGGCGUGCUUCUACAGCAUCAUCACCCUCGCCCAGGCGGGGGAUAACAUCGUCUCCAGCAACAAGCUGUACGGCGGUACGUACACGCAGUUCAACGACAUUCUUCCCACGAUGGGCAUCACCGUCAAGUUCGUGGACGCGGAAGACCCGGAGAACUUCAGGGCGGCGAUCGACGACAAGACGAGGGCGGUGUUUUGCGAAACCGUGUCCAACCCCGCGCUCGAGAUCGUCGACCUCGAGGCCGUCGCCGAGAUCGCGCACGCGAACGGCCUUCCGCUCAUCGUCGACUCCACGUUCUCGACGCCGUACCUCACGAAGCCGUUCGAACACGGCGCGGACAUCAUCUGCACGUCGCUCACGAAGUGGAUGGGCGGCCACGGCACCGGCGUCGGCGGCAUGGUCAUCGACAAGGGCGGCUUCGCGUGGGGCGCGGGCAAGCACCCGCUGUUCGACAAACCGGACACGUCCUACGGCGGUCUCCGCUGGGGACACGACCUCCCGGACGCGCUCGCGCCGCUCGCGUACAAGCUCAGGAUGCUCACCGUGCCGCUGAGAAACCUCGGCGCGUGCAUCUCGCCGGACAACUCGUGGAUGUUCCUCCAAGGCAUCGAGACGCUGUCGCUUCGCAUGGAGCGUCACUGCGAGAACGCGAUGAAGGUCGCGGAGCACCUCAAGAAGCACCCCAAGGUCGCUUGGGUCAAGUACCCCGGCCUCAAGGACGACCCGCAGCACGCGAAGAACCUCAAGUACCUCAAGGGCAAGGGCGGUCCGAUGGUCAUCUUCGGUCUCAAGGCCGCGGACGCGCCCGCGGCUGGCAGGAAUUUCAUCGACAACCUGAAGCUCAUCUCCCACGUCGCGAACGUCGGCGACGCGCGCACGCUCGCGAUUCACCCGGCGACGACGACGCACUCUCAGAUGAACGCGGCGGAGCAGGCGGCGUGCGGGAUCCCGCCCGAGAUGGUGCGCCUCUCCGUCGGCAUCGAGACCUCCGGGGACAUCCUCGCGGACCUCGACCAGGCGCUCGAGAACGUGUAAAAAAAAAAAUGCACGCGUCGCGAGAGGAGGAGACCAACCGGAUCAUGAGCGUUAAUAGCCUUUUAUCACGUUUGUAAUAUACGUCUGAUAUGAAC
Messenger RNA from Micromonas pusilla CCMP1545, 1609 nucleotides. RefSeq lists its product as uncharacterized. Lineage: Eukaryota; Viridiplantae; Chlorophyta; Mamiellophyceae; Mamiellales; Mamiellaceae. The record is from RefSeq and is a predicted model, not a curated record. Gene Ontology annotation, biological process: transsulfuration. The transcript has 2 exons. Gene Ontology annotation, molecular function: pyridoxal phosphate binding; transferase activity, transferring alkyl or aryl (other than methyl) groups. Bases 36 to 1514 code for a protein of 492 amino acids.